Molecule: messenger RNA, 1455 nt
Organism: Lachancea meyersii CBS 8951
Lineage: Eukaryota; Fungi; Ascomycota; Saccharomycetes; Saccharomycetales; Saccharomycetaceae
Source: the annotation of a GenBank genome assembly
AUGGUAGAUCCUGGUCGAAUUAUUGCCAGUUCUGGGCACAAAUAUGAGGAACUUCAUCGAGUGGCCGGCACUGAAGAGCAGAGCCCUCGUUACAUUCCACCAUGGACCACACCGUACAUUAUAGGUGUUGGAGGGACUUCAGGUUCGGGCAAAACAAGUGUAGCCGUGAAAAUCACGGCGUCCAUCAAUACGCCGUGGACUGUUUUGAUCUCACUAGACAAUUUCUAUAAGCCUCUAACGCCAGAACAACACGAGCUAGCGGUCAAUAAUCAAUUUGACUUCGACACUCCAGAUGCAGUGGACUUGGAUCUCGCAUAUGAGUGCAUCAAGAGCCUGAAAGAGGGCAAAAAAACAUCGAUUCCAAUGUAUAGUUUUACCAAUCACAACCGAAUUCCUGGAAAGACGAUUUCGAUCUACGGGUCGAGUGUGGUUGUAAUCGAAGGAAUCUAUGCACUGUACGAUCCACGUCUUCUGGAGCUGAUGGAUCUUAAAAUUUACGUGGACGUCGAUCUUGAUGUGUGUCUAGCCAGGCGGCUCUCCAGAGACAUCGUCUCGCGUGGUAGAGAUCUGAAAGGGUGUAUCCAGCAGUGGGAAACCUUCGUUAAACCUAACGCCGACAAGUAUGUCCAUCCUACGAUGAAAAAUGCAGACGCUAUUAUUCCCUCGAUGAGCAAUAAUCUCGUUGCAACACAGACAGUAAUCAACCACAUCAAGUCCAAAUUACAGCUCAAAUCUCGCAGGCAUCUCGAAGAGCUCAGCAUUCUUGGUCACUUCCAUGAAUUGAAACCCUUAUCUGAGAUGUCUAACGUUCAUCAGAUAGAACAUACAAGUCAAGUAGUUGCUUUGAAAACGAUGCUUUUGGACAAGUACACUGCAAGAGACGAUUUUGUCUUUUACUUUGACAGAAUUGCCACUAUACUUGUUUCUCGCGCUCUGGACGAUAUCUCCGCGGUCUCGCCAAAACGCGUUAUAACGGCUACAGGGCAUGAACUCGAACUACCUUCCGUAGAUUUCGACAAAGUCACCUCUAUUAGCAUUGUUCGCUCAGGAGACUGUUUUAUGAGGUCACUAAAGAAGACAGUUCCGAGUAUGGCAAUCGGGAAAGUACUUAUACAGUCAGAUUCACACACUGGUGAACCACAGCUUCACUGCGAAUUCUUGCCACCACAUAUCGAGGAUUACGAACAAGUUCUUUUAGUCGAGGCUCAAGUUAUAUCUGGAGCUGCAGUGAUUAUGGCAAUCCAGGUUCUUCUCGAUCACGGUGUUUCUCUGAGCAAGAUUAAAGUGCUUGUGUAUUUGGCCACAGAGGUUGGCAUACGCCGAAUUACCAACGCUUUUAAUGACACCGUUCAGAUCUACGCCGGCGAGGUUGUUGCAUCUGAUGCACUGGGAUUUGACCAUUGUAGAUGGGCUAGGAAGCGUUUCGUUGAUUCCCGGUACUUCGGGUGCGAUUAA